Molecule: messenger RNA, 3366 nt
Organism: Penicillium oxalicum
Lineage: Eukaryota; Fungi; Ascomycota; Eurotiomycetes; Eurotiales; Aspergillaceae
Product: putative mRNA-nucleus export ATPase (Elf1)
Exons: 2
Coding region: 1-3366 (1121 amino acids)
Molecular function (GO): ATP hydrolysis activity; ATP binding
Source: RefSeq, a predicted model, not a curated record
AUGGUUUCGACUUCUGAUACCCCCGCCAUGCCGACCGUCGUCGCCAAGGGCCCCUCCGGGGUCCCCCCCACUACCGAAGAGAUUUCAUCGCUCCUCAACACCAUUUUCAACGCAGAGACCUCCCAGCAGUCGCUCGAUGCCGCGUAUGCGGUUGCCAACCUCCUCAUCCAGAGUGUCGGCACCUCUGGCCUUCUCAACUACAAUGUCCUGACUGAGGCGAAGAAGGCUGCCACUGAUAAGAAGAAUGGAGCUCGCCGCGAGAGCGCCAUGCUGAUCUUGGGCGCUCUCUUUGAGCGGUUCCCCCGCGAAUUCCCUCUGAGCGAGGUCGUCUUCCUCCUGCACAACGGCGGUGUUCUCGACGUUGUGCUCGACUCCCUCGCCGACAAGGGUGCCGUCGUCCGUGAUGCAGCCCAAUACGCCAUCGACGCUCUAUAUGGAUGCAUGAGCCCCGAAGCCAAGGCGAAUGCGCUGCUCCCUGCUCUAGAGUCAUAUCUCAGCAAGGGCUCCGGCAAAUGGCAAGGAUUUGUCGGUGGCUACAAGCUGCUCGAGAAGAUGGCCGCCGGUGCCCAGAUGGGUAAUGGCAGCAAGGAAGAGGAGAACGAGAAGGAGGUCUUGCGCGAGGCCAUGGGUAAGACUCUCAAGGAGUUGAUUCCUAUCGUGGAGUCUGGUAUGCACGACCUCAAGGCCGAAGUUGCCAAGCAGGCCACCAAGACCAUGACCACCAUGACCACUCUUCUCUACAACGAUGAUGUCGCGCCGCGCAUCCCUCUCCUGAUUAAGACCAUGGAGCAGCCGUCUCCCCAAACUCUGCAGAAGGCCAUCCACGCGCUCUCCCAGACCACAUUCGUCGCGAUCGUGACGUCUCCCGUCCUAGCGCUUCUCACCCCGCUCCUUGAGCGUACUUUGAAUGCCCCGACCACCCCUCAAGAAACCCUCCGUCAAGCCGUCGUGGUCAUCGAAAACUUGACCAAGUUGGUCCAUGACCCCCAGGAGGCUCGUGUCUUCCUGCCCAAGCUUCAGCCCGGUGUCAAGGCGAUCAAAGACCGCGCUUCUCUACCUGAGGUGCGUGAGUUGGCGACGCGCGCCCUCGAUGUGAUGGAGAAGGCGAUGAAAGACAACGAUGUUGCAGUCGGUGCUGUCUCCAAGACCACCCCUGAGGAGGUCUUGGCCGUCUUGGACCCGAAGAUUCAAGAGCAUGCCGGCUUCGUCAGCUUUGGCGAUGUGGCGUUUUCUAAUCUGGCCAAGAACUUCAUCGCUGGUAUGGUUCGCGAAGAUGUCAACUGCCGCAAGAUCGACCGCAUCUCCACCUCCAUUGGCCCUUACCUCCGUGGUUUGAUCACCAGUGAGCAGGCUUCUACGAUUGCCGCCGCGGUGCAAGAACAUUUCCUCGCCGAAGACGAGCGCAAGUUCGGCAAGCCUGCGCAGACCGACCCCAACGAGAUCGUCAUUGUGGAUGCCAACUUCUCUCUUGCCUACGGUGGCAUGCUCCUUCUUUCUCACACCAAUCUGCGUCUCGUGAAGGGUCAUCGUUACGGCCUGUGCGGACGGAACGGUGCUGGCAAGUCGACGCUCAUGCGCAGUAUUGCCAAUGACAAGUUGGAGGGUUUCCCUCCCCCCUCCGAAGUGCGCACUUGCUUUGUCGAGCACAACCAGGGCGAGGAUGCUGAGCUCAGCAUCUUUGAGUAUGUCGCGAAGAACCCUGAGAUUGCUUCGCAGGGUGAAGAACACAUCCGCUCCGUGCUGCUCGAGUUCGGUUUCACGGACGGCCCCGAGGGCCGCCAAUCCCAGGCCGUGGGAUCCUUGUCCGGCGGAUGGAAGAUGAAGCUUGCGCUGGCCCGCGCCAUGCUUCUGAAGGCUGAUGUGCUGCUUCUGGACGAACCUACUAACCAUCUGGACGUGGCCAAUGUGAAGUGGUUGCAAGAGUACCUGAAGAAACACACCGACAUCACCAGUCUGAUUGUCAGUCACGACUCUGGCUUCCUCGAUGAGGUUUGCACCGAUAUCUACCAUUACGAGCAGAAGAAGCUGGUCUGCUACCCGGGUAACCUGGCUGCGUUCGUUAAGGUGAAGCCAGAGGGAAAGAGCUACUACACCCUGUCCGCCUCCAACGUGCAGUUCAAGUUCCCACCCCCUGGUAUCCUGUCUGGAAUUAAAUCCAACACUCGUGCGAUCUUGCGCAUGUCCAACUGCACAUUCACCUAUCCCGGUGCUUCUAAGCCAUCUUUGAGCGAUGCUUCCCUCUCCCUCACACUCUCUUCUCGCACUGCAAUCAUCGGUGGAAACGGUGCUGGAAAGUCCACCUUCAUCAAGAUCCUCACUGGUGAGGUCGUUCCCCAGUCUGGAAAGGUUGAGAAGCACCCGAACUUGCGUAUUGGCUACAUCAAGCAGCAUGCGUUGGAGCACGUUGAAAUGCACUUGGAAAAGACCCCUAGUCAAUACCUCCAGUGGCGUUAUGCCAAUGGUGACGACCGUGAGGUAUUCCUGAAGCAGACUCGCAUUCUGACCGCCGAGGACAAGGCUCAGCUUGAGAAGCCAGUUGAUCUGGGUGACGGUCGUGGAGCUCGCCGUAUCGAAGCCCUCAUGGGUCGCCAAAAGUGGAAGAAGUCCUUCCAGUACGAGGUGAAGUGGGUCGGCCUCCUUCCCAAACACAACACCAUGAUUUCUCGUGAGACACUCGAGAACCUCGGCUUCAGCAAGAUGGUUCAAGAGUUCGACGAUCACGAGGCUUCUCGUGAAGGUCUUGGAUUCCGUGUCCUUGAGCCCAAGACGAUCUCGAAGCACUUUGAGGAUGUUGGUUUGGACCCGGAGAUUGCCAAUCACAACGAGAUCUCUGGCCUGUCUGGUGGUCAAAAGGUCAAGGUCGUCUUGGCCGGUGCCAUGUGGAACAACCCUCACUUGCUGGUGCUGGACGAGCCGACUAACUUCUUGGACCGAGACUCUCUCGGAGGUUUGGCUGUUGCCAUCCGUGACUUCAAGGGUGGUGUCGUCAUGAUCUCUCACAACGAAGAAUUCGUGGGUGCCCUCUGCCCCGAGCAGCUGCACGUUGCGGAUGGCCGGGUCGUGAGCCGCACCAACGCUGCAAUUGCUCUGGAUCGCUUCGAGGAUAGCGCUGCCAACUCUCCCACUGGCAGCGGUACCCCAGCCGGUGUCUCUGCCGCCGCCUCCGCCAACACCAGUGCGGCUCCCUCAGCCGUCAACUCUGGUGCCGAGGACCAGGGUGAACUCAAGUUCCGUGCCAAGAAGAAGAAGAAGUUGACUCGCGCUCAGUUGAAGGAACGUGAGGCUCGCCGACGUCUCCGUCACAUCGAAUGGCUCAACUCUCCCAAGGGAACUCCCAAGCCCGUGGACACCGACGACGAAGCAUAA